Phyllopteryx taeniolatus (common seadragon) is the source of this 1792-nucleotide messenger RNA. RefSeq names its product interleukin-1 receptor type 2. Gene Ontology annotation, molecular function: interleukin-1 receptor activity. The record is from RefSeq and is a predicted model, not a curated record. NCBI's taxonomy places the organism in Eukaryota, Metazoa, Chordata, Actinopteri, Syngnathiformes, Syngnathidae. The transcript has 9 exons. Bases 388 to 1623 code for a protein of 411 amino acids.
AAUAUAUUCUAGAAAUGUUCUGACUUUUUCUCAAACGAUGACAACUUUAUCAUUGUAGAAAUGACCCCCUGCGCUGUGUGUGCGUGUGUGUAUGUGUGUGUUGUGGAGUACAAAGUGUUACAUUGGGAAACAUUGGAGUUAACCUUCUCGUUGGGGCUUUAAAACAACACUGACAGGAAACUGAACACGCACUUGUGGAAUGCUGGAGUUGGUCCAUCGCGUGGUUACGCCGUUUCUCUGACAACCGAUGGAUGAUGUCAUCAACCUCUACUUAAGAGUCAAAUGUAGGACUCAGACCCUCCAGACUCAAGUGUGAGCUGGCCGCCAUGGAGUCUUGAAAACCGUGCACUACAGCAUCACGUCGGACGCAUCUCCAACCCGUGGGCCAUGUCGGCCAUCUUGGCGUUGAUGAUGCUCGCUGUCGAAUUUGCUGACGGACGAAGAUUCGCGCUUCCGGCGAUGCCUGUCAAGGAUGGCUGUUUCACGGUGUUGCCAGAGAUUGAGCUGUUCCGUCUGGAGAGCGAGGCGGUGAUGCUGUCGUUUCCCGGGUUCCGGAGUGCCCUCAAAGUACGCGACAUCGUCCCGCCCGACGACGCCUACCGGAUCGCCAAGAACAACCGCACGAGCGUCAUCGAUGGCGGCGAUGACAGCGAGGGCCGAGUCCAGCAGCGUGGCACGGACUUGUGGCUGCUUCCGGCUCGGCCCUCUGACUCGGGCGAGUACACCUGCACGUUCAGAAACGCGACAUUUUGCAUCCGCGGCAGCGUGACGCUGCAGGUGUACGCGUCGUCGUCCGCCGACAUGGACAAACUGUCGUACGAGUACAACGCCAUGCUGGGAGAAAACGUCACGCUCAGAUGUCCCGCCGGGAAUCACCUCUCCGAGACACGCAUCCAGUGGGUCAAGGACUCCAGUGGCGCAGUGGGCCUCCAGGCCCACAGGUGGUGGUCCUUCCGGCAGGAUGCGGGAAAACUGCAGAUCCCGUCGGCGAGGCUUUCAGACGCCGGUUUGUACACGUGUCGACUCCGCGUGCUCGUCGACUUCCAAGAGUAUCGACUUACUGGCACCGUCCGGCUCCUCGUAAAAGGACGUGACCAAAGUGCGACCUCUGAACCUGAGUUAACCAGGCCACCGCUGAUCAUCUCGCCGUUGAACGGAAGCGUCUUGGAGGUCUCGCACGGUUCUGGACUGGAAGUGACGUGCACGGUGCUGACGGAUUGCCACGUGACUCGCUACACCGCGGUGCGGUGGUGGGUGGACGGCAUCGACGUGGACGUGUCCCACCUGAACGGCCGUGCCCUGCAGGCCACGAGGAAAGAAAGCCGCGUGGCGUCGGGCUGCCAGGUGGAGGUGAGGAUGGUCGUCAUGGCGAUGGCAGAGGCAGAGGAAGGGACGGAGCUAACGUGCGUGGCCCAAAACCAGGUCGCGAGACAGGAAGUGACCAUCACUCUCCACGUGGAAGACUCGACGUUGACGUGGCUCGUGACGGCGUGCGUGUCCACUUCCUGUUUCCUGGCGGUGGUCUUCAUCUUCCUCUACGUGCUCGUCAUCAAGCCCAAGCAAAAGGAAAAGAAGAAGAAGAAAGCCGACUACUUCCUGGCACGACAGGACAGCGCCUUCUAAAGCAUGUUGCAGUACUUGUUUUGGUCAACAGGAGGCAGCAACACUGACUACUCUGUAGUGAUGCAAUUUUCCGCACGUUGUCAUUUUGUAGCACACACAUUGACAUAUGAGUUGAGCUCAUUUUGUCAUAUUUUAAGGCUGAAUAAAACAUUAAUUAUUGCACUGGACA